Paracoccidioides lutzii Pb01 is the source of this 195-nucleotide messenger RNA. RefSeq lists its product as hypothetical. The record is from RefSeq and is a predicted model, not a curated record. The transcript has a single exon. Bases 1 to 195 code for a protein of 64 amino acids.
AUGCUGGGUGUUAAGGUGGGCCAGUUCGGAGACUAUUUAUCUCUGAAAUCGAAGAUGGCUGGGAAAAUGUCGAUAGUGCUUUUGGUGUCAGAGGACCAAAUCUGGUCGCUACCCGAGAACAUUCGACCAACUGUAUGUGAUCAGGGGACAUAUGAAGAAAUGGAAAUAGACGGAGAAGGGUCACAAUGUGUUUGA